Molecule: messenger RNA, 1545 nt
Organism: Morchella importuna
Lineage: Eukaryota; Fungi; Ascomycota; Pezizomycetes; Pezizales; Morchellaceae
Exons: 13
Coding region: 1-1545 (514 amino acids)
Source: RefSeq, a predicted model, not a curated record
AUGCAGGUCAAAAUCUCCCUACCAAUAUCUCCUCUCACCGAUAUUGACAUUAUGGGAGGUACAGAUGAUCUUCAGAGUGGAUACCUUCCAAACCACAAAAUGGACCCUGCAGUGGUUGAUUCAACCAAUUUUGGCGGAUCGGUGCCAGGCUCUGGGGUCACUGAACAAUUUCUGGCGAAACCGCUUGUAUACACUCCUUCCGAAGGCCCCCAGGUCGUCAUUGCUGCUUCUGAGACAAACUGGGUAUAUGUUCUUAAUGCGGCCACCGGGACGAUUAUAAACAAGCGCAAAGUUCGAGAUCCUUUCGAUGUUGCGGACCUGCCAUGCACAGAUAUUCGUGGCACAGUGGGUAUAACUGGGACUCCAAUAAUAAAGCGCGAGACGAAUACUUUGUAUUUCUAUGCGAAAGGGUACAAAGAUACUGUUAAAGGUGUCUUCAAUGGAGCGUUUCUUCAGGCACCGGAUAAAUAUUUUCAUGGUGGAACCCAUCUCCAGCGAACUUCACUCAUCAUUAAAGGGAACACAGUAUAUGCAGCCUUUGGCGGUGUUUGCGAGCAAUAUAACUUUACGGGAUAUAUAGUUGGUACUGACAUUGGAACACCGAAGAUAAAUGCAAUCUGGACCACGGUAUCCGGACCAGACUCUAUUGCUCAGGAUGGAACCUGGCAUGGCGGUGGGGGAGAGGCAGGAAUCUGGCAGUCCGGUCGUUCCAUGGCAAGUGAUGGAGCAGACAGGUUCUUUGUAGCCACAGGAAAUGGCAAAUUGCUUGGCAGUUACUCCUCUGCGGUACCAGGACCCACACCGCCUAAAAAUUUGGAAGGUUCUGUUGUCAGCAUUAAGGUUAAUAUGACGACAGGAGAACUAACUCCCCAAGACCACUUUCGCCCAUAUGAUUAUGUCAAUAUAGACCCGGAUUUGAGAGAUAUAGGCGCUGGUGGGGUGACAAUUCUAGACCCAGCAUCCUUUUCAGCUGCUACUGCUCCCAUUAUCGGCAUUGUGGGAGGAAAGACUGGGAAAAUGUAUGUUCUUAACAUGAACAAUAUGGGAGGGUUCAAGAACGGAAAUGGAGGAACCGAUGCUGUCAUUCAAACGAUCGUGAUGCCAACAAUAGGGUCCGCUCCUGGAGGUUUAUAUGGCACCGUCGCUUCAUAUCCCCUACCUGGGGUCCAAGGAGGAGGGUAUAUAUAUGCAAAGAUGAUAUCUACUGCCGGGACAGCGAGCCCAAUAUGUGUUUAUAAAUUUAAUCCAGAUGGCACACUUACGGAUGUAGCUCGGUCAGACAAUACUGCCAGCCAUAUUGGCACAGGUAUUCCAACUGUAACCAGUUUCGAUGGGGCUGCAGGGACAGGCAUAUUGUGGUUUACAACUCGCGACGGUGAUCUCAAUGCGUACCGCGCUAUUCCAGUCAAUGGAGUGCUUCAAAGAAUAAAUUUACCCACUAGUGGAAUCAAAAGUGCAAAGUUUCAGCGUCCUGCAUUCGGCAACGGUCGUGUAUAUGUGUCAACUUCUGAUGGCAAUAUUGUAUGCUUUGGAAAGAAGCCUUAG